This is a messenger RNA of Haemonchus placei, 1134 nucleotides long. Lineage: Eukaryota; Metazoa; Nematoda; Chromadorea; Rhabditida; Trichostrongylidae. The record is from the annotation of a GenBank genome assembly.
UUGAAGGAGGUUCUGCUCGCACUUCCGAAACAGCGCCGAACGGGACUUUUCUCAGCAACACAAGCAAAGGAGUUAGAAGACCUGUCGAUGUUUGGAUUACGAAAUAAGAAAGUUAUAAAAAUCAAAGAAUCCAGCAAUCUGGUCUCUCCUUCGACACUAAACAACUUUUACACCGUUUGCGAAGCAGCAGAGAAAUUAAUAUGUACUGUUGAAUUUAUUCGGAACAAACCAGACAAGAAAGUGCUUGUGUUUUUUCCAUCUUGUGGAGGAGUGAAAUAUUUCCAUUCCAUUUUGAGUCGUGUUCUCACGAAGCGGCCCUUGUAUGCUGUUCAUGGUCACAGUUCCCAAGCUGAGAGGACGAAACAGAUUGAUGAGUUCCGGAAAAGCGACAAUGCAGUUAUGUUGUCAACGGAUGUAAUGUCUCGUGGUAUCGACAUCCAGGAUAUUGACUGGGUCGUACAAUUCGAGGUGCCCAAGUUAUCCAGUUGGUUUGUUCAUCGAUCAGGCCGAACGGCUCGCUGCGGACGAGAAGGAAACGCUCUGUUAGUUCUUUCCCCCCAACAAACUGCUUAUGUUGGUUACCUAGCGAAGCAUGAGAAGGUUGAGUUGAAGCAGAUAUCAGUGCCAAGCAGUAACGCGCAGAAAGCUACCCAACUCAGAGAGAAAGUGAUCAAGAUUGUGUGCUCGGAUCGGGAAAUUCUGGAAAAUGGCACAAGAGCGUUCGUUAGUCAUAUCGAGAGCUAUGUGAAGCACGAUUGCAACAUCGUUUGCGGUCUGAAAGACCUGGACGUAGCCGGGCUCGCUCAUGCUUACGGUCUGCUCCGGCUGCCGAAAAUGCGAGAACUCAGUGGACGUAAGGAUCUUGAUAAUUUCCAACGGAGUGACAUUGACACAUCAACCAUCAAAUACGCGAAUCCGGCAUUGGAAAAGAAACGAGCCGAGAUAAUGACUGCUAAACAUGAGAAAAGGGUCAAAGUGAUGAAAGAGAAGUUGGCAAAGAAAAAUGCUGAGAAGAAGUCUGCUGAGAAGAAGCCGAAGGUGAAGAAUGGCGUGAAGACUGCAGGGAAGGCGGAGGUAGGAGCGAUUCUUUUCAAAUCUUCCAAGAGGAUGGACAUGAGAAAAGGGUCAAAGUGA